Messenger RNA from Homarus americanus (American lobster), 2672 nucleotides. Its product is annotated as arylsulfatase D-like. The transcript is spliced from 11 exons. Bases 1225 to 2319 code for a protein of 364 amino acids. Gene Ontology annotation, molecular function: arylsulfatase activity. NCBI's taxonomy places the organism in Eukaryota, Metazoa, Arthropoda, Malacostraca, Decapoda, Nephropidae. The record is from RefSeq and is a predicted model, not a curated record.
CUAUAGUAUAUUAGAUACAGGGUGUUCCAUGACCUUAGAGAGUUUAUUUAUGAGGUCAUUCCAGUCAAAAAUACUCAAUGAACAAAGGUCCAAUUCUCAACGGUUAUGGAGUUAUGGGUAUUACAAGUUAAGUAAUGAUUUACCCUCAAUAAAAAUAAUUUGUUUAAUAGUAUAGUUUAUUCUACAAUACAUGUUCAAAAUGGCCGCCUUCAUCUUAGAUACGAGCAAAAAAUGAACAGCUAAAACGUGUAUCCAAGCUUAAGGCAGCCAAUUUGAUCAUGUAGACUAAAGUUUAUAUUAUUUGGCACUUAUUCACUACGAUACCUUAGCCCUGGAGUAAUCCAAUUUGCUUCAGGUUAGUUUUUUCUCUGUACAGAUGUAGUGUGGACAAUACACUUGUUCAUAAACAUAGAGAAAAGGUGAUAAUAAAUGAGUAUCACAGGUUAUUAUGAUGAGUAGUGACUAUCUUCAAAGAAACCAUCAAAUUCACUUUCGGCUGUGAGAACUUUAGUCUGUGAUACUUGAUAAAUACAUUCAAUAUUUAAGGAAUAAUAUAUAUGAUGUACUGGUUAUAUCAGCGAUUAUUACCAACUUCUACACAGACAGGGUGGCAAGGAAGUGGGUAUUGGCGAUGGCAGUAUUUUGGGGUGCUGUAGGAAUGAUGAUGGUGGUGGUGGUGGUAGUGGUGGGCAGUGAAGAUGGAUUGCAACAGAGUGCGCAGCCUAUUGGGAAACAAGAGCAACAGCAACAAGAGGAGGAGCAACAACAACAAAAGCUGCAACAGCAACAACAAUAUCGACGACCUAAUGUGGUGGUGCUAGUGGCAGAUGAUCUUGGCAUUGGUGAUCUUGGCUGUUACGGCAAUACUACCAUUAACACGCCGAACAUCGACAGGCUAGCUAGACAAGGUGUUCGACUCACCCAUCAUUUGACAGCGGCCACCGUGUGUGACCCAGCCGUGCUGCCUUGCUCACCAGCCGCUACCCAGCACGUUAUGGUUUGGUUGGAGGCAAGGGUACAUCAGGUGUAAUUGGUUUUGUUGCUGUCAAAGUUGGGUUGCCUUUGGACGAAGUGACCCUCGCCACUGCCCUUACCGCUGCCAAUUACACCACAGCUGCUGUUGGCAAGUGGCACCUGGGUUCUCGAUGCGGCCUUUUCGGACGAGGUUGUCGGGGACCGCACCUACAUGGCUUCCAGUCUUUCUUUGGCGUCCCUGCAACCCUGAUGCAAGAGAUGGGAAGUCCUCAUCCCUUUUUCACAUUACCUCCGGAUAACACAGUUUACCAGAUGCUGGUGACCAUAAUGUUAGUGACUGGAGUGACGCUAUGGGGGUGUAAGGGUCAGCGGGGUGUCGUCUUCGUGUUGCUGCCCUUCGCCCUGUUCAUAUAUGGUUCACGUUUUCACACUACCGCUUCCACCGAUAGGUGGUGGCUGGCAUCACCUUGGAUGAUGCGAAUCAUGAACAGUAUCCUGAUGGAUGAUGAGCGGGUGUUGGAGCAACCGAUGGUGCUUGCUGGCCUCUCACAGCGGCUGGUGGAUCACUCCGUUAAGUUUAUUGCUCAUCACGCCCAAGACGAUCGUCCCUUCUUCCUCUACCACUCCUUCACUCACGUCCACAUUCCCAUGUUCACAGCAGCAAACAUGAGUGGACGGAGCAAACACGGACGGUAUGGUGAUAAUGUUGAGGAAAUGGACGACGGGGUAGGGAGGAUCUUGAAUGCUCUCACAGAACAUGGCCUGGAUCAACAUACUUUAAUUUACUUCACGUCAGACCACGGGGGCCACCUGGAGGCCAGAGAGAACGGCGAGCGAGUUGGAGGCUAUAAUGGACGCUUCAAGGGAGGUAAAUGUGCAGGUGGUACUGAGGGUGGAAUACGUGUGCCGGGGAUCUACCGCUGGUCAGGUCACAUACCGGCCGGAGUCACUGACGACACCCCUAUCUCCAUGCUGGACUUGUUACCCACCACACUCCACCUCACUGGCCUCCCACCCCUGUCUCAACUAAUGCCUCACCUACCUCAAAGGGAAUUGGAUGGUGUAAGCAUUGGAGAUUUGAUGACCAGCCGUAAACAGCUUCCACCGCGGGUCCUCCUCCAUCAUUGCAAAGGAGAAAUACACGCACUUAGAAUUGUUCAAGGUAAUGCGACAUACAAAAUGCAACUGGCAGGGUAUAAGUUUAAGCCCGGGAGUACACAGUGUGGCUGGGGACUCAAGACUUGCUGCUCGUGCUAUGAUGUGAUCAACUACAGCCACGAGCCCACUUUUCAACCUCCAGCAGGACCCUUACGAAGAUCACCCGAUUCCUACCAACACUACUGAGUAUAUGCAGGUGACAGGAAUACUGAAGCAGUAUUUGGCUAAGUGGAGAGAACGAGUGACAUACCCACCUUCAUUGUUCGGAGACUUCCAGAGCAACAUACACUUAAUCUGGCGUCAACCCUUCCGUUCACUGUGGUAAUUGUCAAAUCUAACUGUCUGUAAAAUAACUGACAGGUCUUACACCGUGUAUUUGGUAUCCAUAUCUCGAUAAUGACCUGUAUCUGUUAAGGCUUGACUUCAAAGCUUUCACACAUAAAUGGAGUCAUGACAAUUGAGGAAGUAGGUAGUAGGCAGCUAUCGAACAGUGAGUUAUUACCGCCUGGGAAGAUAUUGGAAACAUAAUUUGUUGUGUA